Molecule: messenger RNA, 944 nt
Organism: Pseudo-nitzschia multistriata
Lineage: Eukaryota; Bacillariophyta; Bacillariophyceae; Bacillariales; Bacillariaceae
Source: the annotation of a GenBank genome assembly
UCUCUGCUCUGCUGCCGCCCAGAAACGUUCCAGGGAAGAAACAGCUGCGACCCCCGAUCACAACACCAUUGGCUUGGCUUURUCUGGCGCUGGUAGCCGAUCCGUAACCGAACCAAACACCAAAACUCCGAAGUAAACAAGCACCAMGGGCAAAUACUGUAGUUUUCACUCCAAAAUGGUCCAAGGGAGCCUUGUCGAGCCUGCGACCAAACCCGCGGUUAGCASUGGACGCCGCGAACCWAGACGCGAUCUGAGAGGUUCGACGAAAUACAACGCGGACUUCAAGUGGAAGCACGAGAAAUCGGUGGUGGGGGCACUCGAGGUCGAGACCAACCCGGAACUGGACCUCAGGGCCGAGAUGAUYCGGCACUGCGUUCCGGGAUACGGCCCCCAGCUCAACGCAUACUAUGAGGUCUUCAAGGAGCUGAAACUGAGAGACGAGUUCAUCAAAGCCUUCGAGAGUAUCCCACCGGUGACGACCUGCUGCGGAAAAGUUACCUGCCAGGACGAGACCAUAAAGAACAACGCCAAACUACUCAACAAGGGAUGGGUGAAGGCAACCAACAAGAAACUCUUCAAGCACGGUUUCCGGCUGAGCAUUUUUGUCUGGCGUUGGAGCAACGUAGCCGGGAAGGCAGAGACCGUGAUCCCGAUGAUUCGCUUCCACACCCUGUCGGAACAAAGCGAUUCCAAACGGCGGCGAUCGCCCACCAAUGCGGAUUGCUAGGCAACCGCGCCUCCGCCCGCUGCUCGAUCGCGGCGAUCAUUGUCGAAGUCGUGUUCCGGCAGUACCGGCAGGACAAUUCGAAGGAAACAUGCGCGGUAGUUCCGUUCCGAUUGGUCGGCUCGAAACAUAUCGUUGCUGCUUUCUCCGAAGCUUGCAUUAGAUCUUAGUAAUGUACAUGUAUAACAACAUAAUACUACAAUAUACUAUAUACGUAUUG